CGCACAUGUGUGCCGCUUUCAUCUAAUGUUGAAUAUUGGACGUUUUAUUCAUAUUUAUUUUACGUACAUUGAUAGUAUAUAGAGCCUUGGCAAAUAUUAUCAUUAAAAUAUUUCAGGCUCGGUUGGUGGCAUGGACGACAGUAGCGUCAGCGAGGGUGUCGAGGAGGCGCGCGAGGCCACGGAGAGUCUGCUGGGCGCGCUCUCGCCGGCGGCCGCCGACGACGGUGCCCGGAGCGCGGCCAGCAGCCCGAUCGGGCCGGCGGCCGUGCCCGAGUCGCCGCCCGCCACGCCGGCGGCCGCCACGCCGCCCGAGUCGCCGCCGCCGGCGCCGCAGACGCCCGGCUCGCCGCCCGAGUCGCCGCCGCAGAGCCCGGCCGCGCCGCCGGCGCCGCCGGCGCGCCGCUCCACGCCGCUGACACAGGAGACGCUGAACCUCACCAUCGAUAAUGACCUGGACUUUGAGGCCGAGGCGCCCGAGCCGGCCGGCGAGUGCGAGGCGCUGCCGACCGACGCCGCGGACACGGGCCGGGACGGAGACGGAGACGGAGACGGGGACCGGGACGGAGACGGAGACGGAGACGGGGAGGACGGCGAGUGCGCCGACGACGAUGAGGUCCCCGCCGGCCGGAGUGGGCCGUCGGGCGGCGCGCGGCUCGACGACGACGACUCGCUGGAGGAGGGCGAGAUCUCGGACGACGAGGACAAGAACCUGCGCAACGAGCCCAAGUCCAUCUGCCGCUUCUUCAACAAGGGCCAGUGCACAUGGGGCAUCAGCUGCCGAUUUAUCCACCCUGGUGUGACAGACAAGGGCAACUACAACAUGUUUGCGCCGGCCAAGCCGCCUCCGCCGCCCAAACCAUCAGACGAGGAAGAGGAGCAGAAGAAGAAAGAAGAAGAAAAGGAUAAGGACAAAGAAAAAGCCGAGGAUAAGAAUAAGGAUAAAGAUGAUGAAGAUAAGCGCGCGCCGCCGCCGCCGCCGCCGCCGGAGCCGGCGCCCCGGCCGGGGCCCGGCUUCGAGACCGCCUGGGAGCGCGCCAUGAGGGAGGCCAAAGAGCGCGUCCGGAAGGCCUCCAAGCGGCGCCAGACAGACGUCGAUUUCGAGGAGAAGAAGAUGAACCUGAGCCUGGCGCAGGCCGAGUUCGACAAGGAGAACGACUAUUACACGCGUCCGGCGAGCCCUACCGUCAAGGAGGACGCGUACCGCCGCCGGGGGUUCGUCGAUCCGUACGACCCGUACGACCCGUACGAGCCGCGGCGCCGCUCGCCGCCGCCGGAGGUGUACCGGGUGGCGCCGGCGCCGCCGUACCCGCCGCGGCGGCUGCUGCCGGGCCGGCCCUACCUGCCGCCGCGGCCGGGCCGCGCUCCGUUCCGCGGCCGCGUGGCGCCGCCGCACCCGGGCUACCCGGCGGGCCCGCCGCGCCGCCGGCCCGCCUCCCGCGAACGGCUCAGCGAGGAGCGCCGCUUCGGAGCGUCGCCGCCGCCGGAGCGCAGCUGGAAGGCGGAACGGUACCGGGAGGUGGCCACCGCGCGCCGAGGCAAGGGCGACGAGUUCGUCGACCCGUGGAUGCGCGCCAAGUCGCCCAAGGGCGGCCGCCGGCGGCGCAGCUACUCGUCCGGCUCGUCGGCGCGCUCCUUCUCCUCCCGCAGUCGGUCCAGCUCGUUCUCGUCGGCCAGCCGGUCGGGCAGCAGUCGCAGCUCGUCUCGCAGCCGGUCCGGCAGCAGCGGCUCGCGAUCGCCGCGACCCGGCCGGCGCAAGGUGUCGUCGGCCGGCCGCGGCGGCCGGUACCCGUCGCACACGAUGGGCGCCAUGCUGUCGGCGGACUCUGGCGCGGCCCGGCACCGCGACAAGGAGCGCGAGCGGCCCGCAGCCGCCGGCGAGUUCGAUUCGCGCACCGGGCGCGACCCUUCGCUGCGCGCCGGUCGCGAGGCGCGCCCGCCGCCGCCACCACCACCACCGCCACCGCCGCCGCCGCCGCCACCUGCGGCCCGCGCGGCCAGGGCGCCGGGCCGCGAGCCCGAGCCGCGGUCAGCGCCGCACAGGGAGGCGGAGGGCCGCGAGUCGCGGCCGGCGCCGCCCGGCAGAGGCGACGAGUCGCGAUCCCGGGACAAGCCGGAGAGGGCGCCGAGCCGGCCGGGCCGCGCGCCGGCGCCGGCCGGCCGGAAGGCGGCGCCGGCGCCGCGCCGCCGCCGGUCUCGCUCGCUGUCCGACUCGUCCGACUCGGACUCGUCCCUGUCCCGCUCGCCGUCCCGCUCCCGGUCCCGCUCCCGGUCGCGGACACGGGGACGCGGCUGGCGCCGCUCCCGCUCGCGCUCGCUGAGCACGAGCAUCUCGUCUCGCUCGUCCCGCUCGUCGUCUGGCUCGAGCCGCUCCCCGUCCCGAACACCGUCACCGAGCUACAGGAAAGGACGGCGGCCUCCAGCGGGACGGAAACCGCCGGCCGCCGGCCACCGGGGCUCCGUGUCGCCGCCCGCCGCCGCUCCGCCCACACCGCCGCCCCCGCCCCCUCCGCCGCCGCCGGCCGCGGCGUCCUCGGCCGUGAGGUCGCCGCCGGCGGCCGCCCGCGCCGCCCCGGCCGGCUACGAGCCGCAGCAAAACCGGCGGCCCAUCGACGCACUGGCGGACGCGGGCAAGAAGAAGCAGAUAAAGCUGACACUGCGCGGCCCGUCGUCGGUACAGCCCAGCCAGCGGGUGGUGGACCGGCUCGGCCUGCACGACACGGACGACUCGGAGCCCGAGUCGGCCGCGCCGCCGGCCGGCAGCGCCCGCAAGCGCGCCGCCGACCAGCCGGCGGCCGGCGCGCGGCCCGCCAAGGUGCCGGCGGUGGCCGCCGGCCCGGCCGCCGCCGCCGCCUCCACCGCCCGGCCCACGCCGGUGCCGCGGCCCGUCACCAAAAAGCCGUCCACCUCGCGGCGCGACGAGCUGAUGAAGCAGCUCAAGGCCGUCGAGGACGCCAUCUCCAAGAAGCGCACCAAGCUGGACGUGCCCAAGAAGGUGUAGCGCCGCUGGCCGGCCUCGGGGAGGUGUUUGUGUGUCUGUGUGUGUGGCCGGGGAGCGGAGCGCUGGUCGCCGGCCCGGGCGACAGCGGGGCCCUGGCCGGUGUACCGGCGCCGGCCGGGCCGAGCUGCGGGCGCCGGCCGGGUCCCAGUAACGGACGGUGUGCGGGCCCCGGCCGGGUCCCAGUAACGGACGGUGUGCGGGCGCCGGCCGGGCCGAGCUGUGGGCGCCGGCCGGGUCCCAGUAACGGCCGGUGUGCCAGCGCCGGUCGGGCCGAGCUGUCCGGCGACUGCCGUCCAGCGGAGGCGCCAGAGACGGACGCCGGGCCGCUGAUUUCAUCGAUCAUACCCGGCACGCCUUGUCCGGCGCGAUUUAGUGUGAACUCCGUGUUCUCGAAUACGGAGGGCACAGACACGAACCAGGGACUGCACAUUCGGGGGAGGGGGGAGGGGGCUCUUGUAGACCAACACAUCGCUCGCUGUAUCCUGUUGGCUACAUUUUAUCGUGAAUAGAGUUCCCGGUGGACAGUG
Amphibalanus amphitrite is the source of this 3525-nucleotide messenger RNA. Its product is annotated as zinc finger CCCH domain-containing protein 18-like. Bases 131 to 2998 code for a protein of 955 amino acids. The record is from RefSeq and is a predicted model, not a curated record. The transcript has 13 exons. Lineage: Eukaryota; Metazoa; Arthropoda; Thecostraca; Balanomorpha; Balanidae. Gene Ontology annotation, molecular function: metal ion binding.